AUGGGUGGAUUCAAGGUAAAGAUGCCGCACGCGCACUUGAAGAUGGGCAAGUCGGGCAAGGUGAAGGGUCCGAAGGUGGAUGUGGAGAUGCCUGCGCUUGUGGUUUAUUCCCCGGAUGUUUCUGCGCCUGCACCUGACCUGGUUUCUUCUGGCCUUUGUGUGUCUUCUGCUGCUGGUCCCUGUGGAGGUAUAUCGGUUGUUGAUUCUCGUGCGCGUUCUGCCGCAGUCGACUUUGGUGGUUUGGACGACGUUGACCAUGGUUCCGUUCCCGCUGUCCGUUCCGGUUUGUCUGUUUCCACCGUUCCAUCUUCUCACCUGUCGCCUCCGAUUUCGCCUUUGGGCUUGUCUGAGUCCGAGUCGUCAGAAGUGGAAUCUGCGUCUGAUACGCCUCCUUUCUCAUCUCCUCCUGAGUUUUGGGCUCAUUCUGUUACCCCAGAGUUGGGCAAAUCAUAUGGUGUUCAUGGCGGUGCCUCUCUGCCUCGCAGUAAGGAAGAAGAUCUGGUAGUCUCCGAAGACUUAAAGAAGGUCGGCUUCAGGCUGCGAUGGCCAUGGUCUUCCCAGAAGGUCACACCCAAUGUGACGCCUUCGCUCUCUUCUCAACAACGAAAAAUGAGUAGUAGUUCAAGUGGUGUGGUGGAAGGUUCGCCUCCAAACAAGAAACGCAAACGGCCUCUGAAGCCAGAGAAGCGGAGACGGAAGAUUGCGUCCGAGAAGCCUGCCCCAGUUGGCUCGCUUAGCCGACGUGAUGAAGAUCUUGGCAUCCAGGCGGACAUAAGCACUACCGUCCAAAGUUCAGCUCCGAAAUUCGACGAUACCCUUGAGUCUGGGCAGAAACGAGACUGGUCUUGGAAACGUGGAGGCCGGCUUCAGCAACCCUCAGCGCAAGUCCAGGUUGAAGAGGCUCAACUAGUGCCACUGCAGAGCUCCACCCCCUCCAAAGCUAUCGCCCCGGAUUCGAGACCAAAGAAGCAUUUUGCAGGUCUGUUUAAAGCCAAAUCCACCAGAAAAGCUACCGCCACUGUUGAUGUUCGAGAGCCAUUGCAGGUUUCCAUAGAGAUGCGCAAACCCAGCAGUAGCAGCCGAUGUUCCUCCACCGAACAGCCUCAACGUCAGACCUGGCACGCUCCCAGCAUAAAUGACACUGAGGUGGACAGCGAAAGGCCACCAACACCCCCCUUGCCAUGCCUGCCCGACGCAGAUAUCUCCAAGGACUUGGCUGUUGCAUACAGGCGCUACUAUGCGUACGGGUCCCCGCUCCGAAGGCCCCGUCCCUGGAGCACUCUAGACUUCCCACCGCGGAAUUGUAAAUUUAGAAAUGACGAUAACCUCUUCCCCUACGCAAUCACUCCCACCAAGUUGCCUAGCUGUAACUGGAAGACGGAUGAGGAGUAUGACGUGCCCUACAUGGACGAUGAUGCCCUUCCCGAAGAGGAACCCGAAUGGGCUCUUGGGGAGUCCCGACGCACCCUGACUCUCGCUACGGCUGAUGUGGCGAGUUUCCAGACAAGCCUCCUAGCGGCUGGCGAACCAAGUGAAGCUUCCUUUGGUGAGUCUGGUUCCCACUAACUUUCACUUACAUCGAUGCCUUUAAUCCACUCUGCUGUACCAUUUCAGUUUGAACCUGAGGACGAAUUAAAAUCUUAGACUGCGCUUUCGUGUAGAUGGGAAGUUGCUUCGUUUAUUCAUUGGUUUGAGCACAUUUUCAACCCGGUGGGCUUGCAUGUUCGCCGAGGUACACUCAGAAUGUUUCAGCUGUCAAUAAGUAGGGCUACUUGUAGAAGCUGUAACGCUAAAAAUGAGCGUAGGACAGAACCAAAAGACGAUCUUUCCCAACGAAAGAAAAAGGCGCCUUCAUCUCUUCGGCUCUGUGAGGAUAUAAGCAGCAAAUAUGACUGUCCAUCAUCAUCAUCAUCAUCAUCAUCAGCAAGGUCUGUGGAGUCACCUACCAUCGCAGUGCCAUUGGCAUCGUUUUCAGUAGUGGGGAGUACAUUAACAUGCAGUCAAUGUGUGCCUUUUCACCUGUCUCUGUUUAAAAAAUGAACUCGACAGAAACAAGCAUUGUCCUUAUACCUUUGUACGGCAUAGUUUCCAAGACGGAACUACAGUUUCCCUGAGUCGGUACUUCUGAAUAGUUGUUUCCUAAUAUAAUGUGUCACCUGGUAUGGCGCUUAAGUCUGUGAGCUUUGCACCCGUUCGGGCUCAUAACCUACCCAUAAAGGGGAAAAAUAGUAGCUGAUAAGUACUAUCGUAAAGGAGGUUUUUGCAACCUCCGUUAGCAUCCGAAUGGUCCUGAUGUUAAGGGUUCCGUAUGCACGCCUCGAAAUCAUGGGCUAGAUCGCAGUUGGUAGCAGGAAUGGGGAAGCGGACGGCGACCUUAACCCUAACCUCAACCUUAAACGUUAACCCUUAACCCCAACGACAACCCAAACCCUAACCGAAAUCGUAAACGUAACCGUAGCCCUUAGACAUAGCCGUAACUGAAAAACCUAAUCGUAAUACUGAAACCUAUUCGUACACUCAAACCCUAACCGUAACCCGAAAACCUAAGCCUAAAGGCAUAACCCUAACCCGAAAACCGGAAACCAUUAACCGGUACCCUAAUCCUAACCUCAAACGUAAAACGGAAGCCAAAUGGGUCAGAUGCGAUUAUGGAGCCCCACAAAAUAGCCCCAGUAAACAAACCCCCCCGCCACCUGUAAUACGGGUCCUGGCUACCAACUGCGAUCUCGCCAAAUCAUGACAUUUAGGAACCAGAUCAUCCCGUUCAUAUCUCUUCCACUGUGAACUAGGAUUUUGAGAAAAUAUUUUUUGAAAUUAUACUUGAGAUAUAGGGUGACAGGCGCGUCAUCGAUGUAGAGCAUCCGGAGGCAAAGGUAUGGUUUAUAGGCGGGGUUGCCUACUCCAGGGGGACAUCUAAGGACUUUUUGGUAUUACAAAUUCUGAACCCCAUAUUGUCACCAAUUAAAAGGGGACACUAUUUUUACUACUUAGUUAUAAUAGUAAAUGAACUCGAUGUCCCUUUGCAAGCAUUGUCAAAAGGCAUUUGAUUGUCAUAUUUCUACUCCGAUGACUACCUUUAAGCAUCUCGAUCACCCCCACGCAACAGCCACAGCAUGCACACACAAACAUCGCCAGUUAUUUUCUUUUAGCACAAUUGUCCCCCGGAGUAAGUAGUCCCGGACACAAACUAUACCCCUCGCCCAGUUUAUAGGUUGGAGGCAGAGCUCUUACAGUAUUGCCCCAGCGGUAUAACCAGAGAUAGAGCCACUAAAGCCUUCAACCGUCGACCGGGAAGAUCUGGUUCCUAGGCUUUAUGAUUUCCUAACAUAGUUAUCAAGCUAAUAAUUUCAGGAAUUAUGAAAUGCAGAAAGGGAAGUAAAGUGCCCAGGACUUUACUUUUUAAGGUCGAUCCCGAAGUGUUGGUGAAGGUUCGAGCUGACGACGAUCAACUUCUGCGGAAUAAUCGCAUCACGCUUACUCAACAAAUGAAUACUACUACUAAAAGUAUGAUUAUAUAUGACAGUGGCUUAUACCGUACGCAAACAUGUGCAUAUACGGUAGAGGGCGCUCACCGAUCGCAUUACGAGACUAACUCGCUCCAUUGCGUAGAAGGCGAUUGUUGACAAAGUCAAGGGAGAUCGUACCGGCCAGUUCUGGCUUAGUAACCGUCAUCACCCAAUUAUAAUCGAGCCCAGGUGUGGGACACCAGGGAUUCAAACCGGGGAUCUUUGGUUCAUUGAGUCCAGUGCUCUACCAUUGAACCAUGAGGCCGUUGUCCCGUCGGUUCUGAUUAGGAAUACUAAUAAUGAUAGGUUAUCGGUCACCGAUCAAGUUACACGACAUCAUCUGCAUACGCUACUAGUUGCUAUGCGACUGUCUACGAGGGCUCUAGAUUAAAUCCAGAGGCACAACUGGAGGAGUAUGUUCCGUAACCAAAGAGCUGAACGUGCUUCCAGCAUAUAUCCAAAUAUAUUGACAGGUAGGCGUCGCAACAGGGUAUUGUUUGAAAUCAGAUAUGUUCUUUGAGAAAAUUAAGAACCAUCAUUGUGUAAAUUUUCGGCGUGCACCUAAACGUCGACUGUUUUGCACACACUUGCUCUACGUCUAACGACGACCUCGGGGAACCGACGUGAGAGAGAGAGAGAGAGAGAGAGAGAGAGAGAGGAAUUCGCUUUAUUUUGAAAUCAUAAAUUCAAAAUAUUCAGCAAAAAAUUGGCUCCAUUCACUGUGGGUAGUAAACAACAUAAUAGAUUACUCAAGAGUCAAGAAGUUUAACACAAAAGGGGCGAUUAUUAUGGGGACAGUCCAAGUCUUCGCUCUGUAGUUCUAUCUCUUCGCACGUAAGAUAGCGCGCUAGGAAUGGCAAUACAGAAGCUCGAAAAACCGAUGUGCGACAAGGUAUAAGCCGGAAGCCGCGGCGCACCGGGCGGGAAGACUUUGCAGGAAUAAGAUCAGAAUGCAAGGGAUGGGCAACGCCAUCUAUGAUCCGACCAGCAAAUUGCUUGACCCUAUUGAAAUUUCGUUGUAGGAUAGUGUCGACUAAAAUAGAUAAGAAAUAGGAGCGGCAGAAGAGAGAAUUCGGAAGACUCGUUUUAAAAUUAAAAGUUCCUUUUUAAGCAAAGCAGGAAAAAUGACAGGGGAGCAGUAUAGGAUAAGAGGAAGAAUGCAGGCAUUGAUGAACCGCCAGACUAAGGGUUGAGGUGUGUGGUAGGAACGUAACCGACGAAUGUAAUAAAGAAGUUUACGAACUUUGGUAAGAAGGGAUUCAAUAUGGAUGGAAAAUGAGAGAUCUGAGGACAAAGUAACGCCAAGAUACCUGAAAGAGGAUACCUCGUUAGGAAGGAUGUCAGAGGAUGCAGGACUAGGAGAGGGCCACAGUCGGAAAAUACACUGAACCGUUUUUUGGUUGUUCAUUAGGAGACCAUUUUCCUCCGACCAUGCUAGAACAUGGUUUAAGCCUUCCUUUAGAGACUGGAGGUGUGUCUGACUUUUGAGAGAGUAUCCAACAACCACAUCGUCAGCAUACAUAACCAAAAGACAGUCGUUAGGGGAUUUUAGAUCGUCGGUGUGGAGGGAGAAAAGAUGAGGGGAUAGAAUGGAACCUUGACGAACUCCGCAGUCUUUGGGAAGGACCAUAGAUUUCCGCUUGCCAGAUUGGACAAAUUGAGUGCGGGAAGUAAAAUAAUCGCUAAGUCAUGAGAUGACCCCAGUCUGGAGAGCCGCACGCGGAUGUUUUGGUGAGGAGAAGCGGGCGCGGGACGGUACUGAAGGCGAAGGAGUAGUCAAGAAAAGCGCAUGCGUACUCGCGGCAACCAUUGUCUAAUUCUUUUAGAGCAGAGCAGACCACAAGAGCAACAGCGUCUAAACUACUGCGUUUGGCUUUGUAUGCAAAUUGUCAAGGGUCGGAAAAAACGUCGAAAACCUACGCAGUAAUGUUUCUUACUUUUCCCACAUGGCAUAUUUGACUUCACUUCAUUUAUUAUAUAUUUAUAUACAUACUGCAUUGAAUAACCAGCGUUUUAAUAAAUGACGUCAACAAGAAGCCGAAUGCUUUGGUAACAAAACAGCCUUUACUGUGUAUAUUUUUGAGGAUGAUUCCCUGACUCGUCGUAAAACGCAUGGACGAUGUACAAAAGCAGUUAGCCCUUUAGCCAUGCCCCAUAAACGAUUCUAGGGUUGGCUGAAGCCUGGACCAAUGCGCGUCUGUUGUAUGCCCUCACCCCGCGAGGAUUGGCUGAGUUCAUUCCCACUUGCCCCAGUUAACUUCGUUUGCGGCAUUCAAAUCGAUAUAGGUAUUGAUGUAUGGCUCGUCUGAGUGCUGGCGCUCAUAAUGCGAGUUUUUUUUCCAUUUAACUGUGUGCUUCGUGUUCAGUGUUUGCAUGGGCAUCAGAAAUAGAUGGUCUCGUCUCUUUCCGGGUUUGGAAAUUUUCGCCGCCUGGCCAGCUCUCCUACAUGUGAAAACCGCGUCUCAGCUCGUCGACAGACAGAUGAAGAAGUAUCAAAAACCUACAAGUGCUUUGCGCAUCCAGUUUACACGUGCUAAAGACACUGAACAGACAGUGUCAUAGGAGGAGACUCACUUUGGACCGCGCAGCAGACAAUGCGCUCAGACGAGUCAUGCAUCAACAGACACAUUGGUUUGCGCACCCAAACAAAAUUCUCAAGGAGAAGCAAAUAAGAAUGCAGCCAAUCUCAACGGAGUGAUGAAGUACAAUGGACGCGUACUGGGGCAGGUUUCAGGGGCUUCAUAUGUCCAACAUCGAGUGGGGAAUCAAUCUCACGAAGUAACAUAGUAAAUGCUGUUUCUAACCAAAGGAAUUUGGCUCCUAUGCAUGCAUAUUUUCACUUAGGAAUGGGCGUACGCCGAUCCAUUGGCUUUCCGAAGCAGACUAGCUUCAUAUGAGUGAUAGGGGUGACGAACAGGCAACCACCUAUCGGGCCGAAGUCGUCCGAGCCAUGAUGACAGAAGGGGGACUAUAGAGGUUGCGGUGGAGGGUUGAUAGAUGCAGAUCUGUUUUUGACUUGUUUGCCUUCAUCCAGCCAACCAUACUCGAUCUGCAGCGACAGAGCAUGGCAGGUGACGAGGCACUGAUGAACUUCGGUUCGAUGAAGCGCCUAUGACCCAUCUGGUAGACCCCAGUGGUGGACCAACUGUGCCAGAUGUGCCUGUGCGUAUGUUUGCGUUUCCAGUCCCAGCUGGCGGUCAGGGUUAUGAUUGGCCGAAUGAAGGCGAACAAACCCGAACCAGUUCUGUAUCAGUCGACUCCCAGACUGUCGUCUCCCCUCUGAUAUAUGUUUAUAUAUAUAUAUAUAUAUAUAUAUGGCUGAUAAAAGCGAAAAUGCGCGUUUCCGGACAUAAUGGAGAAGGCUAGGUGAUCACAGGAACCAUAUACCUAUAUAUGCCAAAGAAAUCCAUCUUUAAAAUUAUAUUUCUUGCGAUGCCUGUUUUUAAAUUUAUAUAUACCAUAUAUGUAGCCAUACAUAUAUAUGCAUAAACAUCCUGUGGGAGACCUGUCCUCAUUAGCCGCUAGUGUUUAACCGCAAGGUGGAGCUCUUUUGAGGUCGAAUUCAAUCAUAUGCGUCAUCUUAUCCAGCCAUCUCGCACUCAUUCAGGUUAUCGCACUGUGUGUGUGAACAGCUCCUCUCUGGUUGCGCUUCUGUGAGCCGGCGCUGUGCCAGAAACCAUGCAGGUAGCGACGUGCCUCAAUCGCGCAGGCAACAAACCCCAUAGAAUUGCCGCCGAAGGGCAGACGCCUGUGUGUGCGUGUCGUGAGAGCACACCCCGAGGGCGUUGAGACACUUGAGCCCUGGUAAGGCCGUAAACUGUCGUCACUUAGUGUACAACAGGUCAGGCAGGAUCAAUAUUAGUGUGUGUGUGUGUGUGUUCUCGCGCACGCAUUGCCUCGCGCCAACACGUCUGCCGCCGCUGCUGCACGCCAACAGGUUGCCACCGGCCUCACAUAUGUCAUGACGUCAUACCUGUGCACCUGGAUGUACGAUUAUCUCUCUUCGGAGUUUUCGCGCUCUGUCGCCUUUGGGCGCAGGAGCGCUGGAAGACAUAACUGCAAGAAGUGGCGGAUCUGUUUGUUUGUUAAGCUGGGCUUCUGCAUUGUGCAGCCAGUCCCCAAGAAAACUGAACACUGAGUGCGCUUUUCAGCAAAAAUUAUGGUCUGGGUGAUGUUGCUAUGCCGAAGGGCUUGAAUCACAUUUCGAUGCUGAUCCACAUUCAGUAGCUUGCCGUGCCUUAGGGCUCUCUCUCUCUCGAGCCCAACCUGCAGCCAUACAGCGGCGCCUAAUAAAGGCAGAGUAACGUUACCGACAAAGACAAGGGAGACUGGGAUAGCCAUUUCUGGCUUACUAGCCGUCGUCAGCCAGCCGUGCCCAACUCGCGACCUGUCGGUUAGAAGUCCAACACCCCUAUCCACUGAGCCACAUGCUCCUUCUCCUGUCGGUUGCGAUCGGGAAUAUACAGUGGUAGAAGGGAGCGCACACCGAUCGUGCUACGGAACUCACUCGUCCCGCAUUCACAAAGGAAGCCGAAUGUGAUUGGUGUUUUUGUCCAGUGAUUUUUGAUGUCUGUCUGAAGGGACUAAAUCUCAUUCUUCGUGACAGUAAUGCUGAUACGUUUAUUUUCUUAUGCUUAUUUUGCGAGGACUUGCUUAUUAAGAUUUUCCGUGGCUAGUAAAUAUUGUAUUUUAUUAAAGAGCUAGCACUUUCUCAGACGUUUAAACUGUUCGUAAGGGGGUUUAUGAGCAUCGUUUAGAGAAAAUCCCCUUGUGUCCGAACUUGCGAAUGCCGAAAAUGGCCUUGUUCGAUCCGGACGCAGUUAUUCUGUGAACGAAGCCAAAUGAAGCUAAGUUCAUCGGAUAACUGCAUGUUUGUAUCUCCAAAUGUAGCGGUAAUAGGUGUUGUUCAGCGAAGUUUCUUUCUCAACAGUCCCAGCACAGGUGAAGAUCAUGUGAACCGUGCAGGGGAGGACCUUACGGUGAGCCAAACCCCGCACAGCUGUGUAUCACGGUCCCAGAAAAUCGACACUAUACCUGUUUGGACCUCUCGUUGACGUCAGUGCUUAGAGCAGAGUAGAGCAGAUAAGGAUCUCGCUGACUUUUUCUCAUAAAUAGUAGUGAAAAUGCGAUUCCCAAGUAGCAUAUCAAAAGAAGAGGAGGCCGAUACAAGCGAAGAUGCGAGUUCAAGGAACUAGUUGAUAAGAGGAAGGAAAAGCGAUCGCUGGAACAAGGGUUUUAUUCGCCUGACGUUUCGGAUUCUCACUCGAACCCAUCAUCAGAGACAUUGGCAGACCCGUUUCUGUCAGAAGAGCAGGCGUCCACUAGGAACGCGGUUUAUCAUGCACGCUCUAAGAGCUUCUCCUAAGUUAAGAGUUUUGAGAACCUUAAUGGUCUCCUCGUAUGCCAGAAAACUGUGUGAAGUAUCAAAUAGGCUGUUGCGGGAUAUUUUUUUUAACUUGUGCAAGCGUUGGAUGCGAAUAGGAAAGCCUCUACUUAAGUAGCGAUUCUCCCUAAUUCUCACUCGCUUGUUGCCGCCUCAAUCAAAAGUUAUCUACUAUAUUUGAGAGAAAGGAAACAAACUCCAGCAAGCCACAGCGCGAUAGCAUCCCCAGAAAGUACGUGCCCUAGCAACUCACUCGUGCGGACGUUGUGUGUUGCCAAAACCAGGGGGUCUGACCAAGCACCGGACGCAUAAAAUGGCAAUUAUGUAUUCAUUUUUGUUGCUAAAACUACAGCCCUCUAGGGCCUUGCCCGCACUAGACUCGCUAGUGUCUGUUCGUCAAUCAUGCUUACAUAAGUGCCUGAAUUCGCUUGCUGUGAGUAAAACUCCUGUCGACGGUCUCUGGUGCAACAUCUUCCGCCUAUUUAAACUCUCUCUCUUGUCCUCUGCGAACUAACCAUUCCAGAAAAGUCACCGCACACCAAGAAGAGCCUGAGUUUGCGAGCCUUUUCGCGGUCCAAGAAGCCCGCUAAGGAGGACAGAAAGACGAGCAAACGAACGAAAUCCGGAAUGCCCAAUCCCGAAGACCGAGCCCCUCUGCAGGGUCCUGUCGACAUUGAAGCCCCGGGCGGGCGGUAAGACAACGGCUUUUCAUUCUCUGGUUAAGGUGAGUACCUCUUCUCAACUGUCUUGCAUCAUUUAACGUCGCAACGCUGGUCGCUCCUUCCUACAGGAUUAUCUUUAUAUAUGAUGGGUCGUCUGUCGCAUCCGACGAUGUCCACCGUGUGCUCCACGGCAAGGUGAAAGCAGGCACGGUGACUUGCGUCUGAGUUAGUUUUGUAGUUUGAGUAGACUUGCGCAGCAUUCACCGCACUCUCUCCUCCUCCCUACCUGGGUCUGACGUCAGAACGUAGUCAAGAAGGCCGGAGAUGAGGGAGGGCGCAGAUUGCUGGCGUGACGAAAUCCGCAGGAAGUAAUACCACACAAAGACAAGGGAGACUGGGAUGGACUUGUCCGCCCUAUUUCUACACUAUUACUGACCAUUAUGUGACUGUCUGCGAGGGUUCUAAAUCGGACUUCAAGGCAAGAUGGGAGGAGCGCGUCUCGUAACCUGAUCGAUGAACUCACUUCUAGCACAAUGUAAACGUCCACGCAAAGGAACAUGGUUUAAUAUAAGGGCUCGACUUCAGAUAGGUGUGCCACCUGGUAUUCCUAACUGCUUAAAACAUUUCCCUUCGCCACGCCUCUGCCCCUGUGAUGGGGGCUCAAGUGUCUUUAAUUUAGUGCUCCCUACCACGGGCCGCGUGGUAGAUGCGUUGGACGAACGCAGAGGCCUGAUCAGGGUCCGACACUAGUUACCGGGCUGCACACCCAGAACAAAUGCAUAUAUGGAUGCAGUCGCACGCCAAUGCGCAGGAUCCGGCCACGCCGACCGGUUGCGUCCGAUCCCGUCUCCGGGUCGGAGGUCUACUAUCACUUUAAAGUAAUUCACGCACAAGUCACCAUCCCUGCACCCACCAUGCUGUGGGACCUUCGGUGGGCAUUGUCGGAAACGACAGUCGAACUGCAAUGGUGUCUUGAAUUUGAUCUCACGUCUUACUGAGCACGAUGCAGGAGGACUACUUAGUGACCCAGGAGUUUCAACUGUAGCCACUGGGUCUGAAGAUGUGGUUCCAGAUGGAACGGAGACUGUGAUAGAGUUACUGUUGACAUCAACUCGCCCGCCCUAGAACCAGACAAUUACUUGGAGACACAUGAGGCCACAUACACGUGGAACGGGGAUGAUUAAAUUACGUUUACAACGGACGUAGUUGAAUCUCGGUGCAAUGUCUUCCUGAGUUCAUACUUCGAAAUCCAAAUAUACCUUCUCCAACUACACUAAGCAAUGAACAUUGUAAAGAGGGACGGCCUUCCUGAAAUAACUGCCAUAUUAGGCGACGUGUUUGCAACAGGUGUUAUAUAAGCACGCAGCUUCACCGUUGCAUCGCUUAUGCUACCAUAACGAAGACUGCUCGCGAAGUUUCUUGCGUAUUGCCACAGACAUGUGAGCACCUUUUGCCAACAAUAAGAAAACUCUGCCUUAGAUGAUUUUUUUUCUGCGAAAGCUUCUCUACUUAAAUACGUUUUAUGCACUAGAAAAAAACACAUAGACCAACAGAGUUAGGAGUACGAGGCAGCAGGUGUUUCGAUCCUUUUGUGCGGCGCUCAUCGGGCUGUCACGCCCCGACCGCCGCCUUCUGGAGCGGGAGGAGGGCAGGACUCUCUGGCGGAGUAAAGUCACCAAGCACAUACGUAAUGAUGCCUGUUUGUCACCUGGUAAAACAUUUCUCUGCAAAGGUGCGCAUGCCAAAUCUCGCAGAGGGGCUUCACUGCUACAUACACGCACUCACGCACACACGCACGGGUUGCAAAGUAAUCUUCGUAAUGACUCGGCACUAAGCGUCGCUACCGUGACCGCCAUUUACCCUAACGGCCGCGCCUUUAUCGUCGCGGUUCCUGUUGAAACAGGUGAAGAAGACCUAGCUCUGCACUCAAAUCAUCUGCAUGCUGCGUCGUUUUCGUUUCACACGCACACAAACAGCUGACCCACGCUCCUCUGUCGUGUGCCCUCCCCGGUUCUGCCUACUUAGCCCAUCUCGUGCGCGACCUUUAGAGAAAUUUUAUGGCCUCCAAGCCGCUUGUCAUUAUAUGCUCUCCUCGGCAAUCGCUUCUGUGACCGUCUGUUAAUCGGCAUUUUCGUCCUGCCUAUGGCGCAAUGCAAUCACUUGGAAGCGACAGGCAUUGGCCAAAAGUUUCUAUAUUCCUUCUUCUUCUCCUUCUCCCCCCUCCUCCUCCUCCAUCGUCUUCAUCCUUGACUUCUUCUUUGGUCCUCUAACCUUUUCUUCUUCUCUUCUGUGAUCCCUCCCUCUUCUCCAUCUGGCUUCUUUGCCUUUUUUCUCCUUCCUCCCUCUCUUUUUUCAUUUUCUCUGCUUCGUCAUGUUCCUCCCAGCCUUCCCCACUUUUUUUCUGUCUCCCUUUCUACUUCCUUUUUAUGCCUUUUAUUCUUUUGUCUCCUACCUCCCAGUCCUCUCCGUCUUCACGGCUCUUGCUGGCUCGAGCAUUUUAGGUACUAUCGCCCGUCGUCGAUAGGUUUCGUGAAAGGCUCCAUUGGGCGGCCUCCAUUGAAUACUGUUCAGACAGCAAUUAAAACCCAUCAUCCUUGUUUUACAAUUUUAAAUAGAACCAAUUUACUCCAAGUUGAGAGUUAAAAGCUGCAAAUUCAAAACUGGAGUAUCUACCGGAAAGCAUACAGGGAACGCUGGGAGGACGCACAGUGAUGAACCGAACCUCUCGCAGCUGUGUCAAACAGCGGCAGAAUAUAAGCUAAACAUGUGUCUAGGCUUUCAGCUGGUACCUGAGCGGUCGAGUAUGGUAUAUAGUGCUACUUAUGUAAUUUACAAUGCGUCCACUUUUAACUUACUUAACUUUUCACGUUGGCCUCAUUUAGGGAACCCUUUCGAUCACGACAUUCGCCCAUUUCACCCUUACACUGCACGGAGGACCUUUCGCCACGGUUCGUUGUCCAUCCGAUCUUCGCCUUGGUUGCUGUCAACCCCUCCCCCCCUCCUCCUCGCGUUGCCGGACACAUCAUUUCUGGUGCCGACGAAUCCUGCCCCCUGGACAGUGGUUCAUUUCUCCUGUACAGAACCUCUCCGCUCAGAGACUGCAUGCUCCUCCACCUCCUCUGUCCCCUCCUCCUCCUCCUCCCUACCCUAAGCCUGCAAAAUAAUUAUUCUUCGAAUUGUCCUCAGUACACCAACAUCGCCAACCACCUCAGAUGCCAACUUUAA
This is a messenger RNA of Spirometra erinaceieuropaei, 12776 nucleotides long. The record is from the annotation of a GenBank genome assembly. NCBI's taxonomy places the organism in Eukaryota, Metazoa, Platyhelminthes, Cestoda, Diphyllobothriidea, Diphyllobothriidae.